AGCCUCCCGCGGGACCCUCUCGGAAAUGAUGCCACCGCCUCGAAAUGGACAGACAGCGCCCUUGGUGGGGAAGGCAGAGACGCAGCCUGGCCGCCAGACCCCCCCAGCCCUCCAACCAGCACCCACACCUCUGCCAGACGCAGCUGUGACACAGCCCACCCCAAAUGACCUCCUGGGGGCCAAGACCCCCACUGCGCCUGUCUCGGAACCAGGCUCUGCCUGCCAGACGUGCCAGCCCAGCCCGCUGCCCACCGCCCCACUUCUGGAAGCAGAGAGCUUGCCCCCUAAGAGUGAUCGCCCCCCGCCCAUUGGAGCCCCGAGCCCACCUCAAACAGAGGAAACGCGUGGCAGUGCCCGCCUGCCCCCGAAGAGCGAGCAGCCUCCCACUGCCCAGGGUUCGGCCAGCCCCCGGGCAAAACAAGAUUCCCAGAAGGCCCAAGCAAGACACAGGCUGGCCCGGGAGCGUCGCGAAGAGCGAGCCAAACAUCUGGCCGCCAAGCGGGCAGUGUGGCUGGAGAAAGAAGAGAAGGCCCGCGUGUUGCGGGAAAAGCAGCUGGAAGAGAGGCGGCGGCGGCUUGAAGAGCAGCGGGUGCGAGCAGAGAAGCGGCGAGCUGCCCUGGAGGAGCGUCAGCGUCAAAAGCUGGAGAGGAACAAGGAGCUCUACGAAGCCGCCAUCCAGCGCUCAACGAAGAAAACCUGGGCUGAGAUCCGGCAGCAGCGAUGGUCGUGGGCCGGGGCGUUGCACCAGGGCUCCCCUAUUCACAAGGAGGGUGCAAACAGGUGCUCUCUCUCUGCUGUAAAUCUCCCCAAACAUGUGGACUCUAUAAUCAACAAACGCCUCUCCAAAUCUUCUGCCACCCUCUGGAACUCACCCAGUAGAAACCGUAGUCUUCAACUUAGUCCUUGGGAGAGUAGCAUCGUCGACCGGCUGAUGACACCCACGCUUUCCUUCUUGGCACGUAGCAGGAGUGCUGUGACCCUGGCCGGCAACGGCAAGGAACAGGCAGUACCCGUGUGCCCCCGCUCAGCUUCUGCCAGCCCUGUAAGCCCCUGCAAAAACCAACGUUUACACCAUCGUUGUGCGGAGCGACGGCGGCCAGCAACCAGCAGCCCCGAUGUAACACCCCGGUGUAAGCCUCAGUCCUCUCCUAAAAAGAAAGAGAAGAAAGACAAGGAUCGGGAAAACACCCAGGAGAAGACCGCCUUAGCCCUCCGCAAACGCCACUCUAUGCCUUCUGGCCAGGUGCGUCAGCUGCACGGACCCGAAGGCAGCCCAGGCCCCAAGCCCAGGCCAGCCUCACCAGCCGUUGCCAAACAGCACCCAGCCUCGCCAAGCCCGGGUCCCGGCUCUUCGCAUCGGCCGGGCCUGGCUCGCAGUGCCCAGUCCUCGCCCAAGGGGCGGCCUCGCAGGGAGCCUGAGGGCCAACCCAAGGCCCGUGAGCGCAAGAACGAGCAGAAGGAACGUGGGGCAGCUUCCCCAGCCCCGGAUGAGAGCUUGAAGACAAUGGGGAGCAGUGAAGCAGCAGCAGAUGCCGCUGCCCCCUCUGGCGCUACCAGCCCGAUGCCCGCACCUCCUCCCCCAACGCCAGGCAAACCGAUGGCCGGCACCACGGACCGAGAGGAGGCUGCGCGACUGCUGGCUGAGAAACGGCGGCAAGCGCGGGAGCAGCGGGAGCGGGAAGAGCAGGAACGGAAGGAGCGAGAGGAGCGGGAGCGGCACCUCGCGGAGGAGCGGACCCAGCAAGAAGCCAGAGACCGCCUACAGCAGCAGGUUGAGCUGGCCAGGUUGGAGGAGCAAGAGGCUCAGGAACGGGCCCGGGCAGAGCAGGAGGAACAAGAGCGGCUGCAGAAGCAGAAGGAGGAAGCUGAGGCUCGGGCCCGGGAGGAGGCUGAGCGUCAGCGGGUAGAACGGGAAAAACAUUUCCAGAGGGAAGAACAAGAGCGGCUGGAGCGGAAGAAGCGCCUGGAAGAGAUCAUGAAACGGACGCGAAAAGCAGACGGAGCUGAUGCAAAGAAGAAAGAGGACAAGAAGAUGGUGAAUGGCAAGGAAGGGAAGCAAGAGGGUGGAAUGAGUCCAGAUGGCAAGAAAUACCCUGGAAGUCUUCCCAAGGAAGAAGAACUGCCCGAGAUGCAACCCUCAAGUCUGGCCAGUCACAAAGGGCUGGGCCCGGAGGCCAUGCAGCACAGCUCCCCCAUGAACCCCACCCUGGCCCUGGUGAAUGGCCUGCAGUCCAGCAAGCAUGAGAAUGGCUUCUCCUCUGCCCAGGAGCCGGGCGGACGGGAGCACCCUGCAGGGCCUGGGCUAAGCGUGGCUGAUGAGCCCAUCCUGCCUUUUGCCAACAAGGAGCCCUUCCUCAACAAGGCCGUGGCCAAGGCUCCACAGAUCACAGAGGUCCUGUAGAUGGAGACACCAAAGGACAGGUGCUACAGUGUGCCAACUCCAAGCUAAAUUAGAUUGGAAGAUGAUCGCCCAAUGGACUUGAGGGCAACGCAAGGAGCCAGGCUGGGGUGCCCAGCCCCAUGGACCCUCUCUUCCUGUCCUCAUUUUAUGAUUAGUAUUAUUUUUUUAAUAAGCACCUUAUCAGACUGACCCCAUCCCAUAGCUUGUCCCUCAACACUAUAUAACCAUAGUUAUUUAACUGGCUGGUAACAAAGGAUGUGAAUAAUGUAUAUAAACUUUGAUGUUAGCGUGGGGACUGCACCCAUGGUCGCCUUUGUCAUCUCCCUGCCCCUUGGGGGGUAUUUUUAGGUGAGGGCCAGGUCAUGGGAAGGGGAGAUCCGACCCCACCUCCAGUCGGGUUUCAUAAGCGAGCGCGUGUCAAUGUUGCGGGUGAGUGUUUGUUACAGCCAAUGGGGAGCGUCUAGGUCUCCGAUUUAAACUCUCCCUGUUGGUCUCAGCCAGGAGAUGGGCAACGUUGUGUGGCUGUGUGGGUGUGUGUGUGUGCACUGUUAGCGACUCAGCAGCUGCCAUCGUCCAACACUGUGCUUUUUGUUCGGGAGGCUGCUGUUUCUCGGUGUGGCGUUGGCUGGGACUGCUGUGCUGAGUGUCACUGUGACAGUAUUAUGCAUCCGAGCAACCUUUUGCGGACAAUAAAACGGAGAAAUCAUG
This is a messenger RNA of Python bivittatus (Burmese python), 3109 nucleotides long. Lineage: Eukaryota; Metazoa; Chordata; Lepidosauria; Squamata; Pythonidae. The record is from RefSeq and is a predicted model, not a curated record.